Leptonychotes weddellii (Weddell seal) is the source of this 1040-nucleotide messenger RNA. The record is from RefSeq and is a predicted model, not a curated record. Lineage: Eukaryota; Metazoa; Chordata; Mammalia; Carnivora; Phocidae.
AACUCAGGGGCCGAGGCAUCCCUGUGUUCUCUCUGAUGAAGUCUCCGCAGGGGGAGACGAGCCUGGGAAACUAGGUAGUGUUGCAAAAGUAGACAGUGUAACAGCAGCGUGCACUUCCUGUGCCCGGAAGAGCGGAAAGCAAUUGUCACAUAGUUUGCUUUUUAGAUUGCCCAGAAGUAAAAAACCUGCUCUCCGCUUAGCAUCAGCCCUUGACCGUCGCUAUCUUGCAGCUUUCUGUGUUUUCCAGAAAUGCCAGCCUUGUCCCCUGAGGGGGUAUUGAGGGCAGCUGCCCGAAGAAAUGUAACAUUGUUAGGUGUGGAUGGAUGGCAGGGAGCCCCUUCCCGAGGGAGACCUUCUGGGAGCCCCAGCGUCACUAGCACGGGCCAGAGAGUUGCUGCUCAGGAACCUGCCUCUUUCAGGGCUGACCAGGAGAUAAACGGCAUCACUGCGGCACUAGCUGAGGAACUCUUUGAAAAAGGAGAACAGCUCCUGGGGGCUGGCGAGGUCUUUGCCAUCGGGCCCCUGCAGCUGUACGCGGUCACUGAGCAGCUGCACCACGGAAAGCCCACGUGUGCCAGUGGGGACGCCAAGACUGACCUCGGGCACAUCCUGGACUUCACCUGUCGCCUUAAGUACUUGAAGGUUUCUGGCACAGAAGGACCAUUUGGAACCAGCAACAUUCAAGAGCAACUCCUGCCUUUUGAUCUGUCAAUAUUCAAGGCUCUUCACCAGGUGGAGAUAAGUCACUGUGGUGCCAGGCACAUCCGGGGACUCGUCGCGUCAAAGCCCACCCUAGCCACAAUAAGCGUCCGCUUCUCCGCAACCUCUAUGAAGGUGAGCUCCACCCGUUUCCUGCCGGGGCAUGAGGGGCAGGGUCCUGCGCUGAUGUGCCGCGCUCCUCCGUGCUGAGGGCCGGUGUGAGCGUCCCAGCUGUUGCCGGACACUGGAGGUUGGACCUGCCCGCUGGGCGGCCGCACACUCAUGCGGAUCCUCCCACCGCUUGACAGUCCCCGGGACGCUGUGGUCUGUGUCUUCGUCAG